Molecule: messenger RNA, 2910 nt
Organism: Hipposideros armiger (great roundleaf bat)
Lineage: Eukaryota; Metazoa; Chordata; Mammalia; Chiroptera; Hipposideridae
Exons: 3
Coding region: 1438-2517 (359 amino acids)
Source: RefSeq, a predicted model, not a curated record
UACUGUUUUCGGACACCUAGGGAUGCGUUUUAGGCCCUGUGCACCGUUUAGCGCCGCCUGCGGGCCGGCCGUCACCUGCGAGUCCGCUGACCCUGAACGACCCCCAGUUGCGGCGCACCGGAAGUGCUUGUCCCUUUGUGCGUCUCUUGCCCGGAAGUGGUUCCUUUCCUUUUCCCCUCCCUCGGGGCGGUCCCUGUGUCUCUAAGGGCGGGUUCCCGGGACUAGGUUUUGGCCCCGGAUGUCACGCAGCUUUUUUUUUUUUUCUUUCAGGAGUUACCUUUGAUUUUUUUUUACCCACGUAUGAUCGGAAAGGCAGGACAUGGUUGCACAGUGCUUGGGCGCCGCUCACGCCCGUCAGUCAGCCUCGCGCUGUGUGACCUUGGGCAGGUUGCACAACCUCUCUGAGCUGCCCAGGCGACUCAGCUGCUAACUUGUAAAGAUGCUGCCACAGCGAGCCCUGGACAGACGGCAGCCACUGUUUCAUCCUGGGGCACCAUUGGCUCUGGACGCACUUUAGAAGCACCUUUAAACGGUGGCCAAGCCGGCUGACAUCCCCACCCACCUUCAAAGGCCUGACACAUGUCUCUCUCCAUUCACAGUGCCUUCCCUGUGUCAUUCUUCAUAACCAAGCCUGGUGGAAUGUCAGCCUUCCUGGUUGACGGCUUCCUAGGUCCUUUUAAAGGACAGAUGUACUUCUCACUGAGAAUGGGAGAGUCUGAAACAUGCAAGACUCUGUGCAGUGAGCAAAAGAGAGGAAGGAAGUCCCCCGAAGGGCCUUGACCUCGGGCUCUUUCUUUCUGCCCCAUUUGGGGUGCCAGUCGGCUGGGCUCUGCCUCCUGAGCACACGGUGCGCAAGCGCCAUGGAUGUGACAACUAACGGCAUGCUUUGUUGUUCAUGCUCCCCCGUAGCCUUGGAGACAGCGGACCCCGAAGCACCCCAGUGCCUGAGCCUAGCAUGACCGCAUUGCGCUGUGCACUCCUUACAGCCACUGGGAUCGAGUGACGGGAAGGGGACGUGUACCUCGGGGAUGCAGACGGACACACUCCACCCUUAAUCCUUGCACCGGCCUCUCUCCGUGGUCCAGCGCGGUCCUCCAGCCAGAGCAUCCCCCGGGAAGCCUAAGAGAAAGGAAGACGCUUGCACGAGAGCCCCCCCAUCCCGGCUGGCGACGCGGACCGACGUGACCAGCCUUGGUCAGACUGCAGGGCUGGGCUGCUUCAAGGUGAUGCGGUGACAUGGGCCGCGUACGGAGAGACACGUGCACGUAGCCACCCUCGGUGGUCCUGCACGUGGGCGCCGCCCGAGUGUGUGCGUGGAGGAGACGCACAGACACGUGUCCCCGGGCAGGCUGGGCGAACGCCUCGUCCGGGGAGCCUCUGCGGAAGGGAAAGGCGUGCUCACCUGUCAUCACCUCCCUUGCUGUCUCAGCGCCAAGCAUGACGCUCAAGUGUACGAUGAACCCAUAUUUGCUCUGGAGGUUGGAUCGAAGGAAAUCACCCAUGCGAUGCGCGUGUCCGCGCGAACCCUGUGCUGGCACGGAGCGCGCCCGGCUGCAAGAACUCCGUUCCUCUUCGUCGGGGAUGGAGGAGUCCGGUGGGCAGGCAGGCGUCCGACGGAUAACGAACGGCCACGUGCGCUGGCAGCGCCACCCGGCUGCCCUGGUGUCUGCCCUGAGCGAGAAGAGGAAACCUUUAGGUCUGGGCAGUACCUACAGGCACGGCCGGCACAAAAGCGAGGUGCCCACACCUGACAGCUCCUUUCCCCGCCCCCCGCUUCCUCCCACGAGCGUGUAUCCUGUAUUCCGUAAAGCGGGAGAGACGCACAGGCCAAGGGCCGCCCGCCUCACCUCCGCCCCGAGCACAGGCCCUCAGCUCGGAGCCUCUGAGCCUGAGCCCGUCUUCAGCCUCCCGUGCAGGUCGCGUGACUUCCUCUCCCGGCGUGGGCACCUGCUCGCACACGAACACCUGCCUCUGCGGGCCCCGCUGCACCCACUCCGUGCCUCGUGGAAGCAAUCCCUCGUGUUGAGAGCGCCGUGGAGUUCAGAGAAAGGCGCUUGUGCCGCCGGGACCUGGAAGAGAACGUCGCCUCUGCACCCCCAGAGAGACAGGCUGCACGUCUUCCCACCGAUGGCCGUGUCCGAGGAUGACAGAGCCCAAGCGGCCACCCGCGAGGGUCCCCUGAGCUGUGGAGGGGGCCCACCCGGGGGGAACCGGGGCCCAGGGAGAGAGAGGGGGACGCACCGAGGUGUGCCGGCGUUUCUCGGGCCUGCGGGUGCACCUGUGGCCGGCCAUCCCGCACGCCCCGCACCUGCGCCUUCUGUUUUCUUAACCUGGUGGGAGCUGUUUUCAAGUCAUGCAAGCAAACCAGCUCUCGCUAAUGCAAGUGUUUUUCCCUCUGCACCUGUUUUCUCCCUGUUAGAAAUAUACGGGAAGAGCCGACUCUUUAGAGGAAUGCUGGGUGAAUUCUUUCUAAAUGGAAGGAUUUUUUCACAAAAAGUGUACGACAUAUAUAUGUAAUAAUAAUAUCUCAUGUAUUUCUGUCGUAUAGGCCUAUAUACGUAUACUUAACAAAAGACUGAGAACAUUUCAAAACAGAAAUAGGCAUCCUUAGGAAAUGUACGUCGUGGUCGGAUACAUGGGAGACUGUAUACUAAUCUGUAGGUCUUCCUUACAUGGCGUAGAAACUAAGGAUCAAGUUAUUCCUAGUCAAGAGAAACCGCUUUCAAACGUGAUACGUAUUUAUAAGCUUCACGGUAACACGUGCAAGGUCCCAAAUGUGAUAUUAUACACAUUGAGCUGAGACACAGAGGUGGUAGAGCUUCUCGGAGUGUUUCUGUUAUUGUAUUAGAAUUACUGAAUUACCGAGGUCACCCCGAUACGCUGUACAAGCGUAAGAUCGAGCCGAUAAGC